This is a messenger RNA of Eufriesea mexicana, 945 nucleotides long. RefSeq names its product myb/SANT-like DNA-binding domain-containing protein 3. The coding region runs from base 49 to 945 and encodes 298 amino acids. Lineage: Eukaryota; Metazoa; Arthropoda; Insecta; Hymenoptera; Apidae. The transcript is spliced from 3 exons. The record is from RefSeq and is a predicted model, not a curated record.
AAACAAUGGAAGACCGCUGGGAUAGUUCAGCAUUUUUUCUAUGCUAAAAUGGCUUCUUCGUCAUUGAAAAGUACUCGUAAAACUUAUAGUUUCGAAGAACGAGAAAUUCUGAUAACCUUGAUAAAUAAAUACGAAGAUAUCGAAGAUAAAAGAUCUGAUCCAAUAUCGAUGUAUAAACGAAAAUCAGCAUGGUCUCAAUUGGCCAACGAAUACAAUUCAAUGGUAGGUCCUCAGGGAAUACGUUCAGCUGUACAACUAAGACGCUGUUGGGAAAACAUGAAAGCAUGCAAACGAAAUCGAGAAGAGAAAAAAUUGCGCAGUGUUUCAAAAGGCUUUUGCCACUUAUCCAAAGACCAUACACGGUCGAAAAAUUGGGAAAAUAGAAAUUCUAUACCGGAAGUUCCAAUAGCCACCGGAACUAUAGGUUUACCGCCAAAUGUCGUAUUUGAGCCAAAGGAAUCUGAACCGUUUACGCUGCAAUCUGUGUGCACUAUAAAACCCACGAAGCACACUUUGAAAGAGGAAAAUAAUUGUAAAGAUCCAGAUUCCAUCAGCAGUAAAAUCGAUUCGAACUCGUUAUCACACGGUACAGUAACUGACUGCUUCGACAAACCUAAGAAAGAUUUGGACUUAUCUGUGGUCGAGCAAUUAGACAAAGACGAAACGUCGGAGAAAAAUCGACUUAUUUUCAAAUCGAAUGGAACGCAAACGCUAAUUUCCCCGUCGAUUGUUCAUGAGCAAUCUCGAAGAACGAAAAGGUCCCUUCACAAAGAGGAAGAACUGUACGUAUUGGCUUUAUCAGAGGCACAGAUGAAGGUUGAUAUCGCUGCUAUGUUGAAAGAGGAGGCCAGGAUUAAAUUAGAAGAGGCUCACUAUCGAAAAGAAGAAGCUAGGCUAAGGAUGCUUCUUUUUACGUAUAAGCUCGAUAGGAUAAAGGAAGAUUGA